GAAACUAAUCAAUAUUCCCUUCAGUCUCUCUAAAACAUUCAUUCUAAACGCAAAGAUGCGGGAAAACAUAACCAAGUUUUUAUUGGAAUUUGUAAUUUUACUUAUCUUUACUACGUCUCAAGUAAAGGCUUUUGAAGAAUCCAUUUUUGAAGAUGAAGAUAUUUAUAGACAAGCCUUACCACCCUCUCCUCCCACUACGGGUAUAACAGCACCUGGUACUAAAUGGUGUGGUCCGGGCAAUACUUCCACCAGUUAUAAUGAUUUGGGUACACAACGUGAAACGGAUAUGUGUUGUCGUGAUCAUGAUCAUUGUGAUGAUAUCUUAGAAGCAAGAUCCACAUAUCGUGGUCUUAAUAAUAGUGAUUGGUUUCCCAUUUUAAAAUGCAGCUGUGAACAGAAAUUUAUUAAUUGUCUUCAAAAGGUUAACAAUAUGAUUUCGAAUACUCUAGGUCAUGUUUAUUAUAGCGCCAGAAGUCUUUGCAUUGCCGAGGGCCAUCCUAUUGUCAGUUGUAAACAGUAUAUGGAGGGUACUUUCCGCAAGAGAUGUAUUCGUUAUAAUGUUGAUAAGAAGAGACCUAAAAUAUGGCAAUUUUAUGAAAUGCCUUUCUAUACUGAGAUUUCAAAGAAACAAUUAAAUAAAACAAAGAAAUAACUACCUAUUAA
Messenger RNA from Lucilia cuprina (Australian sheep blowfly), 663 nucleotides. It is a transcript of the gene sPLA2, whose product is annotated as phospholipase A2. Gene Ontology annotation, biological process: phospholipid metabolic process; arachidonate secretion. The transcript has 2 exons. NCBI's taxonomy places the organism in Eukaryota, Metazoa, Arthropoda, Insecta, Diptera, Calliphoridae. Bases 56 to 652 code for a protein of 198 amino acids. The record is from RefSeq and is a predicted model, not a curated record.